Molecule: messenger RNA, 4731 nt
Organism: Schistosoma spindalis
Lineage: Eukaryota; Metazoa; Platyhelminthes; Trematoda; Strigeidida; Schistosomatidae
Source: the annotation of a GenBank genome assembly
UUUGUGCCCGUCAAGCUCGAUAAUGAAUUCAAAAAGAUUUUCUUACGGACUGUAGUGUUUUGGAUGCCUUAAUAGGUAUGAUAAAACACUCAAUGUAUGUCACAACUUGCACUUGACAUUUAGAAGUUGACUCCAAAACCUACAACGUCCAGUUCGUCAAUUGGGAUAUAAAUAAGGUGUAUUUCUAGUUGAUUUUAUCGUUUUUCUUUGGAGCGAUACAUUGGAUGCUGUGGGUGAGUAACGUAUUGAAAUUUCCUUUAUAUCAAAGUAAACCAGUCUAAAUGGGACUAAAGAUUUAGGGAGUAUUUGUAACCAUCAUGUUAGUGGGUAAGAAUUGUUGUUAGGUAAUACUUAAGCUCAGUCUAUAUAUCUUCGUGACUGCUGGGUAUUGUGGUUUUUAUUUAUGUGAUCUGAAGAAUUGUUUUAAAAGUUGUCACGCAGCUGCUUUAAGUAUUUGUAAAGAACACUUCUUACCUUACUCUUUCGUAUGGUACUCGUAUUUUUGCUAUAUUUUCUAUUUCUACAUUUAACGACAUACAACUUUUGGCUCUACCUAAAUUAUUUGACUAAUCUAAACGACCCCACCACAAUCAGCAAAGUGAAUCAAUGUAGGGGGCUUUAGAUCACUAUAAUAUGGUAGGAUAUAUUUUGCUUUCUCCUUGUAGUUUCCAAACUUACCUCCUUUUGUUCUUUUCAUAAUAGGAUGGAUAUUCAUUGUGAAAUGAAUCAAGACGGCGAUACCAGUUAUCCGAAUUCGUACUCUAAAGAAGUUGAGGAAGCGCUUUCCCGGCUUAAUUUAAAAUCAGACAGUUUAGACGAUCCUAAUUUUAAUGUUAUUUCUUAUAUUAAUGAGGUUAACUUACUACAAAAUGCUUAUGACAUAUUUUUUAGAGAUUUCCCAGCGAACAGUCACUGGCAAAUAUAGAUGAGUUGAUAGCUGAAGCGGAAGAAAAAAUUCGUGAACUAGACGAUGAAACUAGAGACCUACUACGUGGUCGCUGGCAAACAGAGGACAAAGGACAAGAGAUUGUUCAGGAUGCAAAAGAUAUGAUAAAAGUACUAUUCUCUAGAAUACAGGAUGUUCAAGAUCGAGCUACUAGAUCAGAAGAAAUGGUACAAGACAUCACUCGGGAUAUACAGCAACUUGAUCAAGCUAAGCGUAACCUAACUGUUUCCAUAACUGCCCUCAAUAAUUUAAUUCUUAUCGUGAACGCCAUUGAUCGUCUGAACGAAUUACUUGGAAUACAAAGUUCAGUGAAUGAUCCAAUGUUUUUUGCGAAGAGCAAUGACACAAAUGUCAGUGCUCAGAAUCCAUUUUUAGAAGUUGACCCUGAAUCCUGGAUGAAUGAAAACCAUCCACCUGAAAAAACAAAGUUUCAAAGAUUUGUGCCAUCUUUUUUGGCCGAAAUAUCAAAUUUACUAGCCCAAGUUCAACGCUUAUUACAACCUAUGCUGUCGGCCUAUGGUUCAGUGUCAUCUGUGGCCGGAUUAUCUCGAGAAUUGGAUUCCAUUCAUUCAGUCCUUGCAGAUCGUUUGACUAAGGAACUCAAACUGUUACUAUCAGCUACUCGAACAGUUACAGAUAACAAGGAACUGAUUUUAUCAGCCUGCGAACUAGUUGACUUACUCCCUAAGAGUUUUCAUCUUGAUUCGGAUAUUGUAAAUUGGUUUAUCUCUCAUCAUCUAACUGAGUAUAAGGAGCUAUUCGAUCCAACACAGACUACUGCUUGGUUGGAUAAAAUUGAUCAGCGAUACAACUGGCUGAGAAUUAAUUUGGUCCCCUUAGAACGUUUAUUUAUUUCAGUGUUUCCUCCCUCUUGGUUGGUGACUGAAAGAUUUGUUUUGGAGUUUUGUCAUAUUACACGUGGUGGCUUAGAAACUGUUAUGAAACGACGUCAGUCGGAACUUACCCAUAAUCUAAUUGUUUUCGCAUUGCAACGCACCUUAUCCUUCGAGGCCAGUUUGAAUAAAGCAUAUACGUCUGAAGCGCUAGAAGAAUUACAAUCUAUGAUAGCCAGCGGUAAGAGUAUGGAGCGUUCAUCUAAUCCAUUCGAUGAUGAUGAUGAGGAAGAUGGUUUGGAUGAUGCACAAUCUAAAAAUCCUGCAGAGACUAAGAGUGAUGAUUCAUCAACAAAUGGUUCUAAACACAAUUGGAAAAAGCAGAUUUUUGAUGGAAUUAUAUCUGGCUGUUUCGACCAAUUCUUCGACCUCUAUUUGGUUCAUUUGGAUAAAGGUCUGAGAGAACAAAUGACAAAUCGUUUAAUUGGUGAUUUCACUGUUAAUAAAUCAAGUUUGGAGAACAGAGAUCUUGGAGAUGUGUUCAGAGAUGACAAUCCAUUUGACACUGUACAAAGCAAAGCAAAUCCCAAUGAUCCUGGCGAGAAUACUCUAUAUUCUGCUACAGAUUUAUUCUUGUUCUACAAACAAAUCUUGAAACAAACUCUCCAGUUGAAUCGUGGUCAUGGUUUGUUAGGACUUGUACGUCUUUUAAGGCAGUAUUUGUCUGAAUACACGGUUCGUGUGCUCUUGGCUCAAAUUCCAGGCUUAGCGAUUACCAAUACAAGUGGAACUAACGUUGGUUUAUCUGCUCCGGAUGUUGCGGCGAAGAUGGCGGCAUUCGGUUUAAGCAGUCUUUCAGCUCUUGGACUUGGUCGUGGUCAAACAGGACUCGGUGCAGCUCUAGAAAAUAUUAAGACACAAACAAAGUCUAGUUCUGCUCAAUCUGAUCUGAUAAGUUCAUCAAGCAACCAGGUGAUUAACAAUUUACUUCGUGAUGAUGUACAAGGAGUUCGACUGAGUAAGGAUGAUGUCUACAAGGUGUGUGUCAUACUUGUUACAGCAGCAUUUUGUCUGAAGACUGUUGAGGAUUUGGAGAAGCGUCUAAAACAUGAAAUCAGACCACCUAGCUGGGGUUCAAAAAUAUCAUUUGCUUCUGAACUUGAUGGUUUAGCAACUUGUAGAUCUGUUUGUGUCCACCGCCUGGUUGCAGACUUGGAAGCUGGUGUUGAACCUCAGCUAGUCGCUAUGGCACGUUUACCUUGGAAUAAUCUUGUACAAGUUGGAGACCAAAGCGCCUAUGUUACAGCCAUUGUAAAUCAUCUUCGCACUCAAAUCCCAUUAAUACGAGAAACAUUGUACACCGUCAGGCCAGCUUUCACUCAAAUAUGUAUAAAAUUUGCUGAUGCAUUGAUUGCGAGAUUCGUUAAUGCCUUAUAUCGUUGCAAACCGGUCAAUACUUUUGGAGCUGAACAGCUUUUAUUGGAUACCCAAUCGUUAAAGGCUUCUCUUCUUCAAAUGCCUCUUCUUGGAGCUAAGUUUACUCAGACACCUCCACGAAGCUUUACAAAUCUAGUCCAUGAAGGUAUGGGGAAGGCGGAACGUAUAAUCAAAGCAGUUAUGUUACCAGUCGGUGUCGCUACACCAGGAAAACAAGAGUCGGCAACUCCUCCAAGUGGAUUUGUAAUGGGUCCAGUUGAUACAAAUGCAGCUAAUGUAUUUUUAGCUAGUUACGAACAAUUAUUACCUGAUCUAACUCAAACUGAUCUACAAAAUGUUUUGGAUAUGAAAGGUGUGAAAUUCAGUGAACAACAGUUAAUUUUAGAAAUAUUUCGUAGUAGAAAUGAAUUUAAGUCAACGAUGAAAGAAAAAACACCUGAAGUAACGUUAUUUUGUUCUAUUGCAGAUACUGCUAUCACUACUAGCACUAUUAUUAGUACUGCGAUUAGUAACGUAGCUUUGACGGGGAUAACGACAGUUACCACGACCACCACUGCUCUUACGAGUUCUUUUGUAGCCACACCGAACUCUCCAAAUAAUCAGCAUCAAAAAUCGAAGCAGCCUGUAUCGAUCUCAAUGAAUCCCUUCGAUUCAUCUUCACCAAUAGAAGAGCGCGAGCAAAUAACAGAUAGGAAAGGAAGAAUAGAAAAGUUAUUGAAUAAAAGACGAUAAGACUAUUACCAAAUUGUAAUUGUUGAAUGUUAAUUUUAAUGAAUAAUUGGUAUCUUUAUUGUCGCUUUAAUUUCGUUUAUUUUUUUCUCUACUCGGUCGAGUUUAUUCUAUUCCUUCUCCGUUUUGCUAUGUUGAAGCUUCGCUUGUCAAAUUAACUUUUCUGUUGGUGUGUACAAUUUACAUUCUCUCUCUCUAUUAUAUAUAUAUAUAUAUAUAUAUAUAUAUAUAUAUAUAUAUAUAUAUAUAUAUUUGUUUCAUUACUUACUAGCUAUAUUGUGAUAAAAUGUUUGUAGGAAACUUUCUCUGUAUUUCUGUUUCUGUAACCUUAUGGUAUGGAUUGAAAUACCAGUUUGUUUUCUGACAAUUUUCUCAAGAAUAUCAUGAUACAUAUCUAUUUAGUGCAUCAGUUUUUAUGGUACUGUUAAAUUGGUUACUAAUGCUUAUUUUACUGUGCUAAAUAAAAACCAACAUUACAAGGUGAUUUUUGCUGGUCAUUCACUUAACUUUAUUUUAACCUUUAUUAGCUGAAGUUGCAUCAACAUUGGUCUAUAUGGUUGUGCUAGAGCACUGGUUUCUUCACAUCUUGUAGAAUAUUCUCAUAUGUCCUGGUAAAUGUCGUUCAGUUUAAUAAUAACUAACUGAAGAACUAUGAAAUCAGGUGACACACCAUACUUCUGUUUAAAAUAGAAUACUUCGCACAACUGAUUUCCUUUGUUUUCACAGGUUAUAAGGGGAAAUCCGAAAUCUCCUAACCAGCAUAAAAAUGUGCUAUGUAGUUGUGUC